UUAUAUAGCAUUGUCUUCGUUCAUGGAUUGAAAGGCGAGCAAGAAGACUGGACAUCGGCAGAGAGUUCUAUCUUCUGGCCUGAAAAGCUUCUCCCUGCACAGGUCGCGGACGCACGUAUCUUGAUGUUUGAAUAUGAUGAUGCGACAAUUGAUUCCUUUUUUAAUGAAGAGGACCUGAUCGCUGGUAUUUCGGAUGACCUUGUCACCGAGCUUAUGGGCGAACGGCGCGAGCGUCCUGUGAUUUUCGUUGCCCAUUGUUUGGGAGGCUUGGUGGUUGAAUAUGCGCUUGUUCGAGCCUGUCAACAUGAGAAGAAAAAGGCUCUGGCCAGCUCUACCCAAGGCAUCAUUCUCCUCGGAACUCCCCAUUAUCAGCCACAAACAGUGAACGAGGCUAUCAAGUAUUUCCAAUUAGCCCAACAGACAGCCCCAAGUCCUUCCGAACUUGAAGCUUUGUCACAAUUUGUUUUGACAAUCCCCCGACACUUUGCCCAGUUCAAACAACAGUCGCCAGUGAAGGUUGAAUGCUUCUAUGAAGGAGCUCCAACCAAGGUGAACGAUCAAGAGAUCAAGAUCGUGGAUGUUUCCGUGGCCAAUGUCCCUGAUGGGUCUCCUGCCACCCGCCUAGCAGGCAACCAUCAUCAGAUGAGUCGGUUUGCUAGUGAGAAGGACAAGGACUUCAAGCGAAUUUAUCGAGUCCUCCAGGAGUGGGUGGAGGAUCUCCCUGCGCCUGAGGAGAAAGGCACGGUGAACAAUAUUUCCAACGCGUCCUUUGCUGGAUCCACCAACAGCGGUUAUCAGCUUGGUCAGAACGUGGGUAACCAGUCUGGGUUUGUUUUCGGUUCGCGGUAA
Messenger RNA from Penicillium canariense, 849 nucleotides. RefSeq lists its product as uncharacterized. Lineage: Eukaryota; Fungi; Ascomycota; Eurotiomycetes; Eurotiales; Aspergillaceae. The record is from RefSeq and is a predicted model, not a curated record. The transcript has 3 exons. The annotation marks the transcript as partial.